Messenger RNA from Pyricularia oryzae 70-15, 2115 nucleotides. RefSeq lists its product as uncharacterized. NCBI's taxonomy places the organism in Eukaryota, Fungi, Ascomycota, Sordariomycetes, Magnaporthales, Pyriculariaceae. Gene Ontology annotation, cellular component: chromatin. The record is from RefSeq and is a predicted model, not a curated record. The coding region runs from base 1 to 2115 and encodes 704 amino acids. Gene Ontology annotation, molecular function: DNA-binding transcription factor activity, RNA polymerase II-specific; zinc ion binding; RNA polymerase II cis-regulatory region sequence-specific DNA binding. Gene Ontology annotation, biological process: regulation of transcription by RNA polymerase II; DNA-templated transcription. The transcript has 4 exons.
AUGAACUCACACCGCGCUGACCAAAGAAUCACUGAUGCUUCCCCCUCGAUCAGAGAUGUCUGCCGUAAACACUCACUCCACUGCCCUCUCAAGGGCACCAGCGCCGACCCUCCCCUGGCAAAGCGCGGCCAGAAGCCGAGGGCGUGCGACGCGUGCUUCCGCAGCCGGCUGGCCUGCGACAACGACCUGCCCUGCUCCAGGUGUCUGGGGCGGAGUAUCCAGUGCAGCUACGCGCGGUUGAACGUGCCGCCGGCCAAGGACGGCAACGUCAUCACGGGGCAGGCGACCAUUCAGCGCUCCUCCGGCCCGGCAGCACAAGCGACGCCGCGGCGGAGGGCAGCCUUCCAGACCAAGAGCAGCAGCCCCGUGGUGACCAUCGAGAACGGCAGCGUGACGGAGCAGCAGCACCACGCGCAGUACCAGCAGCUGCCGACGCCGCUGACGCUCGCGAGCCCCAGCCCCACGGCCACGCAGCGCGCAGACACGCCCAGGGAGCCCGACGGCGACGAGAAGAUGGCGGCGGCGUCGUUCCUCCUCAGCCUGACCAACCCGCAGUCGGAGUCCAUGGUCAAGGCGCUGAUCAACGAGCCGGGCCGCGACGAGGCCUUUGACGACACCUCCAUGACGGGCGGCGACGCGGGCGCCAGCAGCAGCAACGACGCCAGCAGCAACCUCAUCCCGCCCGACGUCGACCUCGCCGCCGACGCCGCCCUGCUGACCGGCGCGAGCUUCUUCCCCUGGAGCAUGGGCUCGCAGCCGAUGGACCUGGGAGGAGGCUGCGGGUACGACUACAGCACGCCCGAGGCGGAGUCGCCGCCCGCCGCCGGCCGGGGAGCGUGCGACAUGGCGCAGCAGGCGGCGUGCGCGGCCAUGGUGGCGGCGCUGGAGGAGACGCACGCGCGGCUGGUGGUGGGCGGGCGGGUCGGCGGCGAGGAGGACGGGGCGUGCGAGGGCGGCGGCGGCGGCGUCUACACGGCCGGGCUGGCGGCCGAGGUGCUGGCGCCGGGCAACGUGCGCGCGUUUGUGGCGCGGUACUUUCGCAACGCGCACCUCGACUUCCCGCUGCUGCACCGCGCGUCCUUUGCCGUCGAGACCGCCGCCCCGGAGCUGCUGCUGGCCGUGCUGCUGUGCGGCUCGCUGUACAUGCCCCCGACCGACAGCGCCCUCUCGGCGCGCAACCUGUUCGACCUGGCCGAGGAGCUGGCGUUUCGGCGGCUCGCGGUCGGGCUGGCGGCGGCGGAGCGGGCGGACGGCGGCGGCGGUGAGGGCCCCGUUUCCUGCCCGCCGCGGCUGUACGAGACGCUGCAGGCUGCGCUGAUUGUGCACGCUCUGCAGAGCACCAUGCGGAGCUCGACGGCGAGGAGGCGCAACAGGACCGUCCGGCUGCCUGCGCUGGUGUCUGCUGUUCGCGUGCUGGGGCUGGCCAAGACGAAGCACGCAGUGGCGGAUUUGAUGAUGAUGGCGCCCGAGGCGCGCUGGGCCCAGUUUGUGCAGGCCGAAACUCGCAUCCGGAUUUCAACUUGGACGCUCUUGUCCGACUGCCAACAGAGCGGCGUCUUCCACUGCCCACAGCUCAUGACGACGCUCGAAAUGACGGGCAGCCUUCCAUGCCUGCCCGAGCUGUGGAACGCCGCAAGUCAUUCGGAGCUCGACCAGGUUAUUUGCGCCAGCGGCAGGGACUGCCUGGUCAGGGGCGCAUCGAUACGCGUGGCUGUGGAAACCCUGAUGGCAGAAAACUGGGACGGACCCGAAGCGUUCCCCGUCAAGCCGCUGACGCUGCCAGACCUGCAGGUGCUAGUAUUCUCGAUCCACAGCAGCAUGCGCAACGCGCGCUUCGCCUCGAUCCUCCCCGCGGCGGCGCCCGUGGUGGCCCGCGCCAUCGACCGCUGGCAGGAGCUGUGGGACCUGGCGGCGCGCGGGCUGACGGCCGAGGAGCUCAGCCGGCGCGGCCUGGUGCGGCACUCGGGCGAGCUGUGCUGGCUGGCCCGCGUGAUGCUCGACGUGUCCAUGUCCGAGGACGCCGAGAGGUCGUCGGCCUACCUGCAGGGCGUGGCCCACGACUCGCUGGAGGAGCUGCAUGCUUUUCUGAGGGUCUAUUGUUCGUUGGAUGACUGA